ACUGCGCAUGCGCUGCGCCCGGAGCACGCAGAGCGGCAAACGGCGGUGCGUUGUGUCCCUAGGACACAGCGGAUCACCGAUCCACAGAAAGAGCCAAAGAUGUCGGCUUGGUCAUGUGAUCAGCUGUGUCCAAUCACAGCUGAUCACAUCAGUGCCACCUGUAAGUGUGCAUCAGUGCCAGCUCUCAGUGCUCAUCCAUGCCACCUGCCAGUGCCCAUCAGUGCCACAUCAAUGCCACAUAUCAGUGCCCAUCUGAGCUGCCUUUCAGUGUCACCCAUCAGUGCCAGUCAGUGCCACCUAUCAAUGCCAGUCAGUGCCACCUAUCAGUGCUGCCAAUCAGUGCCAGUCAGUGGCGCCUAUCAGUGUCAGUCAGUGCCGCCUAUCAGUGUGCAUCGGUGCCACCUAUCAGUGCUAGUCAGUGCCGCCUAUCAGUGCCAUAUAUGAGUGCUGCUUUUCAGUGCCCAUCAGUGAUGCCUGUCAAUGCCCAUCAGUG
Messenger RNA from Staurois parvus, 493 nucleotides. The record is from the annotation of a GenBank genome assembly. Lineage: Eukaryota; Metazoa; Chordata; Amphibia; Anura; Ranidae.